CUAGAACCCACGUUAGCUGUGAUAUCAAAGGAGAUGUCGCUGUUGUACGCUUCAACACCCCAAAUUCAAAGGUGAACACUCUAUCCAGACAAUUGAACUCUGAGUUUACUGAUGUAAUGAAUGAGAUUUGGGCCAAUGAAGCUGUCAAAAGUGCCGUCCUCAUCUCUUCAAAGCCAGGCUCUUUCAUCGCUGGAGCAGAUAUCGACAUGAUUGAAGCCUGCAAGACUUCUCAGGAAGUGACUCAGCUCUCUCAGGAAGGACAGAAGAUGCUAGAAAAAAUUGAGCAGUCUCCAAAGCCUGUAGUCGCUGCCAUCAGUGGCUCCUGCCUGGGAGGAGGACUGGAGGUUGCCAUUGCCUGUCACUACAGAAUAGCGACAAAGGACAAGAAAACGAUCUUGGGAACACCUGAAGUGUUACUGGGCCUCCUGCCAGGGGCAGGGGGUACUCAGAGGCUACCAAAGAUGGUGGGACUGCCUGCUGCCUUUGAUAUGAUGCUGACCGGAAGGAACAUCCGUGCUGACAGAGCAAAGAAGAUGGGUCUGGUUGACCAGCUGGUGGACCCGCUAGGGCCAGGUGUGAAAACUCCAGAAGCACGAACAAUUGAGUACUUGGAGGAGGUAGCAAUUGGCUUUGCCAGAGGACUAGCCAACAGGACUGUGUCUACCAAAAGAUCGAAGGGGCUAAUGCAGAAGAUAACAGACUAUGCUAUGGCUAUUCCCUUUGUGAGGCAGCAAGUCUACAAGACGGUGGAAAGCAAAGUUCAGAAGCAAACCAAAGGACUCUACCCUGCUCCGCUAAAGAUCAUUGAGGUUGUAAAGACUGGUCUUGAUCAGGGGCGUGAUGCUGGAUACCUCACUGAAUCCCAGAGCUUUGGCCAACUUGCAGUGACUAAGGAAUCCAAGGCGCUAAUUGGACUUUACCACGGGCAGGUGCGCUGCAAAAAGAACAAGUUUGGAGCACCGCAACGAGAGGUCAAGACCCUGGCGGUGCUGGGAGCAGGGCUCAUGGGAGCUGGGAUCGCACAGGUUUCAGUGGAUAAGGGACUGAAGACCAUUCUGAAAGACACGGCACAGCAAGGCUUGGACAGAGGACAGCAGCAGGUCUUCAAGGGGCUGAACGGCAAGGUGAAGAAGAAGAGUCUGACAUCAUUUGAGAGGGACUCCAUUCUCAGCAACCUGACGGGCCAGCUGGACUACAAGGGCUUUGAGAAGGCAGACAUGGUGAUCGAGGCUGUGUUUGAGGACAUUAACAUCAAGCACAAAGUGCUGAAGGAGGUGGAGGCUGUGAUCCCUGCUCACUGUAUCUUCGCCAGUAACACAUCAGCCCUCCCGAUCAGCCAAAUUGCUGCUGUUAGCAAGAGGCCAGAGAAGGUGAUCGGGAUGCACUACUUCUCCCCUGUUGACAAAAUGCAGCUGCUGGAAAUCAUCACCACAGACAAAACGUCCCAGGACACGGCCGCUUCUGCUGUUGCUGUUGGCCUCAAACAGGGCAAGGUCGUCAUCGUGGUAAAGGAUGGGCCUGGCUUCUACACCACCAGGUGCCUGGGGCCGAUGCUGGCAGAAGUGGUCCGAGUUCUCCAGGAGGGCAUCGACCCAAAGAAAGUAGAUGCCAUCUCUACAGCCUUUGGCUUUCCCGUGGGUGCUGCCACACUGAUCGACGAGGUGGGUGUGGAUGUGGCCACGCACGUGGCCGAGGACCUCGGCAAGGCCUUUGGCGAGCGCUUUGGAGGAGGCAACGUUGAGCUGUUCAAGCUCAUGGUUGAAAAAGGCUUCUUAGGUCGCAAGGCAGGGAAAGGCUUUUACAUUUACCAGGAAGGGGUGAAGAACAGGAACGUGAAUUCUGGCAUGGAUGAGAUCUUGGCACGGUUCAAAGUGCCAGCCAGACCUGAAGUCUGCACCGAUGAGGACAUCCAGAUGCGCUUGGUGACGAGGUUUGUGAACGAGGCAGUCAUGUGCCUGCAGGAAGGGAUCCUCAGCAACCCCGUGGAGGGAGAUAUUGGUGCUGUGUUCGGCUUGGGCUUCCCGCCAUGCCUGGGAGGUCCCUUCAGGUACGCAGACUCGUAUGGAGCCAAGCAGCUGGUGGACAAGCUGCGGAAGUAUGAGGCC
Molecule: messenger RNA, 2105 nt
Organism: Balearica regulorum gibbericeps (East African grey crowned-crane)
Lineage: Eukaryota; Metazoa; Chordata; Aves; Gruiformes; Gruidae
Source: RefSeq, a predicted model, not a curated record